AUGAAUGCGCUGGGCACCCCUGCAGAAAAAAACGUGGACUUCGGCACGGAGCCCGAAGAAGACUAUGCAGAGGAUCACGACUUCAACUGGGACACGGAGGAUGUGUCGGAAAAAGCAGAUCCGGAGGCGCCCACGCCCCACCAGAAGCCACUGAAGCGGCUGAUUUGGUGGAUUGCGGCGCUGCCUCGCUUUGUGCGUUUGAGUCUGAUUGCCAUCGUGGGCGGUGCAAUUUGCAUUGUGCCCUUCAUUGUGGUGUACACUGGAUUCAGCGACAAUAAUGCGCGGCCACACGUCGAAGUUUGGAGUAUUUGGAUCACGAUUAUGUGGGUCACGUCGGUGUACACGUUCCUCGUUUUCCAGUGGAUCCCUACGCUGCUGGUCAAGGCGGUCGAUAUGGUACUUGGACGUGUUCCCGACUCGUUCCAGGACGUGCUCUACAUCCUCAACGGUAUCCUCUUGUACGUAAAACUGGUAUUUUGCACAGUAUGGGCAUGGGCGAGUCUCGGCGGCACAUUGUCGGUCGAGUUCACAGACGAGACGAGACCCAACUACUUUGACACGGUCGAGAACAUUGUGAAGGCUACGUUUGCCACAUCGAUCAUCCUGCUUGCCGAGAAGAUCGUGCUGAAGAUGAUCACGCGCGAUUUCCACAAAACCUCGUUCAGCGAGAGGCUCUCGAACAGCAGCCUCGCAUUUCGCAUACUUGCCAAGCUGCAAAAAGGCUCCAAGUACACGGCGAUGCAAGAGUUUAAUUCGCGUGCAUACAGUGUCGGGACCAAGGCGCGCUACUUUUUCUCGCGCAACACCCCAGCUGCAGAGAGCGCUGCCAACUCCAUACAAGGGAGGCAGACGAAAAAGAAAGCGUUUAUUUCGCAAUUGCAAACAGCGCUCGCUGCCGCAUCACGAAAGACGCAAUUGUCCAAUAUCAACAUGCCCGAGUCAUCGCUAGCUGCGCGCCGUUUGGCCAAGGAGCUCUUCGUGACCCACUCCAAAGACGGCCUGUGUAUCACGCCCCAAGACCUUGCCCCCUACUUUCAGACGGACACGGAUGUGCAGCGCGCAUUUGCGCUCUUUUGCCCAGACCACAAAGGUAUUGUCACCCGCAAAGGAAUGUGCAACGCACUCCAGCAAAUAUUUGAGGAGCGCACAAUGUUGAACAACAGUAUGCAUGACAUGCACGGCGCGUUCCGCGCUUUGGACAUGGUACUGAUGUGUAUUGGACUCAUUAUCUGCGUCUUUAUCUGGCUCGUCAUCUUUACCGGCGCGAGCGCAGUGAGUAAUCUUUUGCCCCUGUCCACCAUUGUGGUCGGCUUCUCGUUUGUCUUUGGAAACUCGGCCAAGAACAUCUUUGAGAGCAUGGUUUUCAUCUUUUCCACGCACCCCUACGACGUCGGCGAUUUGGUCUGCGUCGAGAAGACGUGGAUGUAUGUAACGGCGUUUGGCAUGAUUUCUACUGAAUUUGUCACCGUGUUCAACCAGGCGCUGAUCUGCCCAAACGCAGUGCUCGCCGCAAAAAUGACGAUUUACAAUGCGCGGCGCUCUGCUGCACAGUGGGAUUCGACGACCAUCAUGAUUGGGUUUGCCACGCCUUUGGAGAAAAUCGACGAGUUUCGCCAGCACUUGACCGCCUACGUCCGCGACGACGACAACUUUGGCGGCGGGCUGUACUUGCUGUACGACUCGGUCCGGAAUAUGAACUGCAUUUCCAUGGUUAUUGCUUGGGAACACAAGAACAACUGGCAAGAUUGGACUCGCCGCUGGGUGCGCCGCGACAUGUUUAUGCGCCGCAUGAAGCAGAUUGCCGAAAACCUUUCCAUCUCCUACCAGCCCCCCCAGCAGCCCAUCUUUUUCGCGCCGGAGCCCAAGACGGGCGCACAUGCCGAGAUGCGCUACGGCAACAAUUUACUUAACACGAUGCAGGUGCCUGGCGAUAUGCCUAUCCGGCCCACGGCGCUGCAUCCCACUGGAUAA
This is a messenger RNA of Malassezia vespertilionis, 1971 nucleotides long. RefSeq lists its product as uncharacterized. Gene Ontology annotation, molecular function: mechanosensitive monoatomic ion channel activity. The transcript has a single exon. The coding region runs from base 1 to 1971 and encodes 656 amino acids. The record is from RefSeq and is a predicted model, not a curated record. Gene Ontology annotation, cellular component: plasma membrane. Lineage: Eukaryota; Fungi; Basidiomycota; Malasseziomycetes; Malasseziales; Malasseziaceae. Gene Ontology annotation, biological process: transmembrane transport; monoatomic anion transport.